AUGCCCCUGACUGACAGACUGCGUGAGAAGAUAUCGCAGGCCUUCCAUAAGCAUGGGCUUCUGUGUGCGUCCUACCCCAUCCCUAUCAUUGUCUUCACAGCGCUCUGCAUCCUGGCCUGCUGUUACCCACUGUUGAAGCUGCCUCUUCCAGGGACAGGCCCUGUGGAAUACAUUACCCCUGUGAAGGAUUACUCUCCCCCUCCAGCUGAAGUGAACCCCAACGACCGCAGUGAGCGCCCCGAUUGGUACCUUGGACCUCCUGUGGCCUACAUCCAGCAAGUCCUGGUGAAGGGGGUCGUAUCUCCGUGGGACAAGAACUUCCUGGCUGUGGACGUGUUUCGUUCUCCGUUGUCACGAGUGUUCUCCUUAGUAGAGGAAAUCCGGAAUCAUGUGCUCAGAGACAGAGCCGGUCAGAAGAGCCUGGAGGACGUAUGUCUGCAGGUAACCGAUCUACUGCCAGGACUUCGAAAGCUCCGGGACAAACUGCCCGAACAUGGCUGCCUCCUCCUGUCUCCGGCCAACUUCUGGCAGAACAACCGCGAGCUGUUCAGCAAUGACCCAGACCUCAUCCGGACCAUCCAACAGCAUGAACCCAAGACCCUGCAGACGUCUGCCACCCUCCGAGAUUUGCUGUUUGGGGUUCCGGGAAAGCAGAGCGGAGUCAGCCUGUACAACCGCAAACGGCUUGUGUCCUACACCAUCACACUGGUGCUGCGCAGAUAUGACGCCAAGUUUCUGAACAGUCUGAGGUCCCAUCUGAAGCAGCUGUAUCCGCGCACCAACAGCACGUCCCGGGGGAAGAACAUCGUCCAUGUCCACUUCAAGGAGGAGAUUGGCAUAGCUGAGCUGAUCCCGCUGGUCACCACCUACAUCAUCCUGUUCGCCUACAUUUAUUUCUCCACUAGGAAGAUUGACCUGGUGAAGUCGAAGUGGGGUCUGGCGCUGGCGGCGGUGGUGACGGUCCUGAGCUCCCUGCUGAUGUCGGUGGGUUUGUGCACCUUGUUUGGACUGACCCCCACCCUCAAUGGCGGGGAGAUCUUUCCUUAUCUGGUUGUGGUGAUUGGUCUGGAGAACGUGUUGGUGCUGACGAAGUCGGUCGUGUCCACUCCGGUCGACCUGGAAGUGAAGCUGCGGAUAGCGCAAGGAUUGAGCAACGAAAGCUGGUCUAUCAUGAAGAACAUGGCCACCGAGCUGGGAAUCAUCCUGAUUGGUUAUUUCACUUUGGUUCCUGCCAUUCAGGAAUUCUGUCUAUUUGCAGUCGUUGGGCUCGUGUCAGACUUCUUCCUGCAGAUGUUCUUUUUCACCACCGUCCUUUCCAUCGACAUCCGCAGAAUGGAGCUCGCAGAUUUGAACAAGAGGAUGCCAGCAGAGGCCUGCAUGCCGCCAGCCAAGCCGGUGACCCGCGCCCGACAUGAGCGCCAGCAAGCUUUGAGACCCAACACCCCUCACACCAUCACCCUGCAGCCAUUCCGAAACUUGCGCCUGCCCAAAAGGCUCCGCCUCAUCUAUUUCUUCGCCAGGACGCGCCUGGCACAGCGGAUCAUCAUGGCCGGAACUGUCGUCUGGAUCGGGAUCUUGUUAUACACCGACCCUGCCGGCCUGCGUACCUACCUAACCACUGUGCAGGUGACCGAGCAGAGUUUUUUUUGGUUUUUUUUUUUUGUACCUCCCCUUUUUGUACCUGUCCUGCCCGCCUCCGACCCCCAGAACACGCUGUCUAUUUUCCAACCGGCUCUUCUCAACUUUUUAGAGAACCAAUCGCAAGCGGGGUCUAAAGAUCAGAGCAAAGGCAGACCUGAGAUGAAGGAGGACCAGGCCCACACAGAGGUGACUUGGGGCCCCGAAGAUGAGGAAAACGUGGAGAAAACUGUCCUUUAG
Molecule: messenger RNA, 1878 nt
Organism: Staurois parvus
Lineage: Eukaryota; Metazoa; Chordata; Amphibia; Anura; Ranidae
Source: the annotation of a GenBank genome assembly